GUCACUUACAAGGAGACCCCACAUGACGAUCAUGUGACACAUUUGAGACGCACAUGUGACUUAGUGAAAGUUUGUCAUGUGACAAACAGAAAGAGAGGCGUAAUUCUGCUUACAUAUAAAUUCAAGACAACGUGCGAUUGACUUUAGUUUGGUGGAAAUAACCGAGACACAAUGAAAGCGUUCAUAGUUCUGCUCGUGGUGGGGGCAGCUUGUGCCUACAAGUUUGACUUCACAGACGACUAUUUCACAGAGGCCUUUGUGAACUACCACAAUGCCCGAACAGACGUAACAUGGAAGGCAACCACGGAGAACUUCAAGAAUGUUCCCCUACAGGGCCGCAUGAACUACAUCAAGGACCUCUGUGGGACCCUGCCUAGCCCCGCCCACAAACGCUUCCCUGCCAAGGACAUUCAGGUGACCAGUGUCCCUGACACGUUUGAUGCUCGCACCCAGUGGCCAAACUGCCCAUCAAUCAAGGAGGUCAGGGACCAGGGUGCCUGUGGAUCUUGCUGGGCUUUUGGUUGUGUUGAGGCUGCCACAGACCGAAUCUGUAUCCAGUCUAAUGGCAAAGUGAACGCCGAGUUGGCUGCUGAGGAUCUCACAGCUUGUUGCCACACCUGCGGUAAUGGAUGCAAUGGUGGUUUCCUGGAGGGUGCCUGGGACUACCUGAAAACUAGCGGUAUUGUCACCGGUGGACCAUGGGACAGCAAGCAGGGUUGCCUGCCAUAUGAGAUCAAGGCCUGUGACCACCACGUUGUUGGAAAGCUCGCGCCCUGCCAAGGCGAUGGUCCCACCCCCAAAUGCAAGAAGGAAUGCGAAGCUGGCUAUAAUGUCACCUUCACCAAGGACAAGCACUACGCCAAGAGCGCCUACGCAGUGAAUGGAGUGGCGAAAAUCCAGACUGAGAUUAUGACUAAUGGACCUGUAGAGGCUGCCUUCACCGUCUAUGCUGACUUCCCCACAUAUAAAUCUGGUGUGUACCAGCACAAGUCCGGUCAGAUGCUCGGUGGCCAUGCCAUCAAGAUCCUAGGAUGGGGCACAGAAGACUCCACUCCUUAUUGGCUGGUUGCCAACUCCUGGAACGAGGACUGGGGAGACCAAGGCUUCUUCAAGAUCCUCCGAGGAUCCGACGAGUGCGGUAUUGAGUCCAACAUCGUUGCUGGCAUGAUGAAAUUCGAUUAGACGUAAUUUGAUUGCACAAAGUUAAAUAAGACACUUUCUGCGUCAAACUGAUUUUAUAAACAUUUAACAAAUAUGAGAUUAUCUUUUGUUUCCACACAUUCAAAGAAAUUCGCUAAGACACAUUCUGCGUUUAAGAGAUUUUAGAGAUUAUCUUCUUUUUUCUUGCACAUUCAAUGAUAAUGAAAAAGAUUUUUGUCUCUAUACAUUUAUCAGGCUUUAUUUAUUAAGUAGUCUAAACCUGUUGUGUUAACAGUAAUAAGCUUCAAAAGCCAAGUGUGAAACUGUGGUUGCAUUACGAAAUCCAGCCAGAAAAUAUGCUAUAGUUUAUUAAGUUAUUUUUGUAUUUAAAAACUGAAAAUAACUUUCUACAUGUCAAUGAUCUAUGCAAUAUUGUUAAUAAAAAAUACAAUGUUAAA
Molecule: messenger RNA, 1598 nt
Organism: Dreissena polymorpha
Lineage: Eukaryota; Metazoa; Mollusca; Bivalvia; Myida; Dreissenidae
Product: cathepsin B-like
Exons: 9
Coding region: 172-1182 (336 amino acids)
Cellular component (GO): lysosome
Molecular function (GO): cysteine-type endopeptidase activity
Source: RefSeq, a predicted model, not a curated record